AUGUCUGAAAAAGAUAAUUUAUGUUCUUUAACAUUUACAUGCAUGAUAACAGUGUGUUAUUUAGGAGCAAUAGGAUUAUGUAGAACAGUGUUGUUCUCAAAUAUUUUAAAAAUAGAUAAUUAAGUAAUAAACUCAGUUUCUCUGGGUAUAUUUAGCCUAAUAUUUUUGAUUGGACCUUUUUCAUUACCAUUAUUUUAGAAAUUGAUAUUGAAAUUCACCUACAAGUAUUAAUAAAUAUUUGAUUUAGAGCAGUAUUUUUUAUAACGAGUGUAGUAAAUGUUUUGAGUAUGGCUUUAUAUGUAGUAGUGAUUGAAUAGAAGCCUUAAGAUGUUUAUUUAAUAACAACAAUUAUAAUAUUUGAGGGAUUGUCAGCUCCAUUUAUGGCAAUAUAUUAUUGUUCAUUUAAUUAUUAUGUUCGUAGUAUGUCAAAUAAGAAUAAUGUGGGUAUAUAUUUUGGAGUAGCAUAUUCAUUAUUUUGUAUGUAAAAUUUUGUUGGAGAUCUUUAUGUAGUAUUUGAAGGUAAGAUAUAUGAGUAUAAUUAAUAUUUCUAUUAUCCAAUGUUAGGAGUAUCAUUAAUAAUAACUCUAUUAUACUGGUUCAUCAAAGAACCAGAUUGUUUAUCAAAAUCAAUUACAAAAUAAAGUAUUGAUUUAUAAAAGAAGUUGAAUGAACAUAUUUAUGGUUCUAUUUUGGAUGAUGAUGAAAGAAACACAAAUAUAGAUGAAAAUGAAUAUAUGAAUUAGAUGAAAUAAAUAUGGAGGAUUCCAAAGAUAUAUCCAUAAUUUAUGUAUUUAAUACCAACACUUAUAUCAAUCGGGAUGUUCACUGCAUUUAGUGUAGUAUAUUCUUAGGAUAUGAUUGAACCAAAUUACUCUAAUUUAUCUUAGUUGAAACCAGCGAUUAUCACUAAUUUAAGUAUUCAUGGAAUAGGUUAAUUCUUGGGAGGAAUCUUAAUAGGAUUAUUAUCAUAUUCAUAUGGAUACUUAAAUUUGUUGAUGGUAUUAUAAAUAUUGGGGAUAGCCACUUAUAUAUUAUCAGUAAAUUGAUGAUAUUAAUUAAGGAUUGUUGGUGA
Paramecium sonneborni is the source of this 1072-nucleotide messenger RNA. NCBI's taxonomy places the organism in Eukaryota, Ciliophora, Oligohymenophorea, Peniculida, Parameciidae. The record is from the annotation of a GenBank genome assembly.